AUGAAUACAUCAUUUAGAUUUGCUCAAAAAGCAGUGAAAGCAUCACAAAAAAGUGUUUGCUUUAAUUUCCGAGCAACAACUUCAACAGAAUCAUUUGCACAAUAUUUUAAUAAAAAAUCAACCUCCACUUCAACCUCAUCCACCUCAUCAUCAAUUCCAUCAUUCGGUUCAUAUGCUAACUUUAGUUCAGCUGUAAAUUCAACUGGAAAUGCCACAAAUAUUAUAGGAUCUUUUUCUUUUUUUUUUCCUUUUUUUCACAUUUACAUUGCAAUGUAUAAAUUUACUUAUAUAAUUGUUUUAAAAUCAACAACAACAACAACAACAACAACAACAACAACAACAACAACAACAACAACAACAACAACAACAACAACAACAACAACAACAUUCAGAUGUACCAAAACAAUUUCAGGUGGUUUCCCAUUAGUAGAAAUUCUAUGUUUAAUUGACCCAGAUGAUGAUGAUGAUCGGUAA
Messenger RNA from Dictyostelium discoideum AX4, 474 nucleotides. RefSeq lists its product as hypothetical. The transcript has 2 exons. Lineage: Eukaryota; Evosea; Eumycetozoa; Dictyosteliales; Dictyosteliaceae. Bases 1 to 474 code for a protein of 157 amino acids. The record is from RefSeq and is a predicted model, not a curated record.